This is a messenger RNA of Brassica oleracea var. oleracea, 891 nucleotides long. RefSeq names its product probable protein phosphatase 2C 74. Gene Ontology annotation, molecular function: protein serine/threonine phosphatase activity. Lineage: Eukaryota; Viridiplantae; Streptophyta; Magnoliopsida; Brassicales; Brassicaceae. The record is from RefSeq and is a predicted model, not a curated record. Gene Ontology annotation, biological process: protein dephosphorylation. The transcript has 6 exons. The annotation marks the transcript as partial.
AAAUUCUUGAAUGACUCUACCGAUCAUGCGUCUCUCUUCUCCCAACAGGGCAAGAAAUGUCCUAACCAGGACGCCAUGAUUGUCUGGGAGAAUUUUGGGUCAAUGGAGGACACUGUAUUUUGUGGUGUAUUUGAUGGACAUGGUCCUUACGGUCACGUUAUCGCAAAGAGAGUCAGGAAUUUGCUUCCGCUCAAAUUAGGCUCUCACUUGGAGUCCUAUCUCUCAUGCGAAGAGGUUUUUAAAGAGAUCAGCCUCAACACUGCUGACAGAAUGACCUCUGACAGCCUUGUGCAAAUAUCUGCUAAUGGUGAAUCCCGAGUCUACAACAAGGAUCAGGAUAUGGUUCAGAUGCUGUUGACCUCGAUUGUUAAAGCCUACAGAUUCAUGGACAAGGAAUUGAAGAUGCAAGUGGAUGUUGAUUGCUUUUGUAGUGGUACUACUGCAGUUACUAUGGUUAAGCAGGGUCAACAUCUUGUUGUUGGAAACAUUGGGGAUUCAAGAGCAGUAUUGGGUACGAGGAAUAAAGAGAAUAAACUUGUUCCUUUUCAGUUAACUGAAGAUCUCAAACCAGAUGUUCCAGCUGAAGCAGCAAGGAUAAAGAGAUGCAGAGGACGUAUAUUUGCUCUCCGGGAUGAACCAGGAGUUGCCCGCCUCUGGCUUCCUAACCACAACUCACCUGGUCUGGCCAUGGCGCGUGCUUUUGAAGAUUUUUGCCUUAAGGACUUUGGUCUUAUUUCUGUGCCUGACGUGUCCUACCGACGCCUCACUGAGAAAUAUGAAUUUGUUGUCUUGGCAACUGAUUGGAUAUGGGAUGUAUUCACGAAUGAAGAAGUUGUGGAGAUUGUAGCGAAAGCACCAACACAUCUGAUCAGUGAACAAUCAACUUCAUGA